GUGAUAGACAAAAGAAAAGAAAAAAUUUAUCAAAAAGAAAAUUUCCUUCUUUGUGACAUUGAAAUAAGAAACGUAAUUUAUGAAAUUUUGCUAAAAAAAACGACAAUAAUUUUAUGAAAUUCUUGAGAAAUUAGCUAGUAAUGAAAAGCUGCCACUAGAAAAGCCAAUAAAUAAAAGUGCCAAUUAACUUGCAACAGAAAACCUUAAACGUCCAUAUGUAAUAAUUUGUUAAUUAACUGAGGAGUUUUAUUACAUUAUUCGCUUCCAAUAAGAAUAUUUUUAUACCUUAUCAACAAAUAUGGGUAAUGCUGGUAGCACAAGUAUGCAUAGAGAACGCCACAAGUCCAGCGACAUCUCUACACCAAAUUCUCCAUUUCGUGAAUUGCCCCUACGGGGAGAGGGUAGUUCUACGGCUCAGGGUAUUGCGGCUGUCAGUGGUGGCCAGGCAUUCACAUUUGAUAAAAAACGUGAUUCAGUUUUACACGGUGGCUCGUCACAAGAAGACGAUGAAACAACAUCCGAACCCUAUUAUACGAAACCAAUAAGCAAAGCAGCAAACGAACAGCAGCAGCAACAACAACAAACAGCUGCUGCCUCUGUCGACCCUGAGUUUAGUUCAGCUGAACCGCGCAAACGCUCAAGUACUAUAUCGGAAGGAACUACAACUUCAUCAUCAACUGUAACGCAAAUAAUGCCUCAACAUAAAGAUUCUUCCGCUGCGGAGGCAAACGAUGAAGCUCCGCAAAAGACGCAACAAGAGCUAGAUGAAGAAGAAAUGCGUAAUCCCGCAUUACCCACUGUUUUGCGCUGGGAUGGCGGUGGUCAAAACGUAAUGAUUUCCGGUACAUUUACCCAAUGGAAACCCGUACCCAUGGUACGCAGUCAUGCCAAUUUUGUUACCAUUAUUGAUUUGCCCGAAGGAGAUCAUCAAUACAAAUUCUGUGUUGAUGGUGAAUGGAAACAUGAUCCCAAAUUGAAAAGCGUCGAAAAUGAUGCUGGUGAAAAGUCAAAUUUAGUGUCGGUGCGUCAAUCGGAUUUUGAAGUAUUUCAAGCCUUAGCUAAAGACAGCGAAAACUGUGUCAACAAUGCCGAUAAAGAGUAUUCACAAGAUGUGCCCCAGUCUAAGCCAUGGGAAAAGGUAUCGGGUCCACCCAUCUUACCGCCUCAUUUAUUGCAGGUUAUUUUAAAUAAGGAUACUCCUUUGUCGUGUGAGCCGACUUUGUUGCCUGAACCGAAUCAUGUUAUGUUAAAUCAUUUAUAUGCAUUAUCCAUUAAAGAUGGUGUCAUGGUUUUAAGUGCAACUCAUCGUUAUCGUAAGAAGUACGUUACCACUUUGUUGUACAAACCCAUUUAAAUAAAAAAGCAACACUGAACCAAACCAAACCAAACAUAACAAUAUACUAUAUAUUAUUAAUAUUAUUAUUAUUCAAAAAUAACAUUUACUCUUACUGUAAUUUUGAAUUAAUUGAAUAAUCUAUUUAAAAAAUGCUGUUGCAAUAUAUAUUUUUUUAAUCUUCUUCGAAAUCUAUUAUUAAAUGGUUUUAGUUCUUAAUUUAGUUUGUUGUUUCGGUGUUUUUCCACUAAAACUGAAUAUAUAAUUAUUCAUAUUUAUAAUAAAUAAAUAAUAUAAAUGGUGUUAUAUACAUACACACAUACUUAUUAUUUAUUUAAA
This is a messenger RNA of Calliphora vicina (urban bluebottle blowfly), 1672 nucleotides long. It is a transcript of the gene alc, whose product is annotated as 5'-AMP-activated protein kinase subunit beta-1. Gene Ontology annotation, cellular component: nucleus; nucleotide-activated protein kinase complex; cytoplasm. The record is from RefSeq and is a predicted model, not a curated record. Gene Ontology annotation, biological process: signal transduction. Gene Ontology annotation, molecular function: protein kinase binding. The transcript has 3 exons. The coding region runs from base 299 to 1354 and encodes 351 amino acids. Lineage: Eukaryota; Metazoa; Arthropoda; Insecta; Diptera; Calliphoridae.